Messenger RNA from Ictalurus furcatus (blue catfish), 804 nucleotides. RefSeq names its product sperm associated antigen 8 (gene spag8). NCBI's taxonomy places the organism in Eukaryota, Metazoa, Chordata, Actinopteri, Siluriformes, Ictaluridae. Gene Ontology annotation, biological process: positive regulation of transcription by RNA polymerase II. Bases 162 to 731 code for a protein of 189 amino acids. The transcript has 6 exons. Gene Ontology annotation, cellular component: cytoplasm; nucleus. The record is from RefSeq and is a predicted model, not a curated record. Gene Ontology annotation, molecular function: microtubule binding.
UACCAUAGCAACCGCAAGGAUACUUCCGUAUAUCAAGAGCCAGUUUUUCCACGUAAAGUUUCACAGCGUUUUAAACGUUAGAGGGAAGAAAAGUCAUUUUACAGCGCUAUAUAUAAAUACAAAUAGGUUUAUACAAAAUAAAAAUAUAAAUACAUUUAAUAAUGAGUUCCUCGGAGGUGGAGGUGGGAAACAGAGCAGCUGGAGGUUGUUUACUGGGGAACUGGGUGGAGGAGAGGGCCACUGCAUCACUGGACAAUACUGGACCAACAUCUGUCAUCCAUAAAACUGGACACAGGGGCAUCCUCACAGUGGACUCUAAAUUGCAUGGUGUCAGUACACUGAAAUCUGCUUUCACCAGCCCUAAGGGCACACAGGUACGACAGAAAGGAUUACGAACUGAGCUGCUGGAGAAGCACCUCAUCAAAAGCAUAAGUGAUCAGGUACAUGCAGAGCUCACACCUCAGCUUCCAGCCCCUGAACUGUACUCCGUAACCAGAACUGAUUACACAGUGGAAGACUUCCGGUGUGACCGACCGACCCCAUCCACGGAUCAUGACUACAGGGUCGACGAGGCCAUCACAUUUUGGAGGGAAAACUUUGACAAGAUUCAGGGUGUGACAGCAGUGAGAAAUAGAAAUGGUCCUUUUAAGAAGAACGCCAAUUUCUCCACACCAAUCAAUGAGUGCUUGGACCCCAAUCCUGAGAACUAUAUUGAUUUAGAAGAAGUGUAAUUUCAUGCUGUUAGUACGAGCAAUUUUCUUUCCAAAAGGGAAUCGGAAAAUAAAUAGCAGUUUUAUAAACUCA